CAGGUUGCUUUUAGACGCAUGAGAAUCCCGUGAAGUGUGUGAAUCAGUCCAUCCAUCUAACUCGCCAUCUAAGUGCGCACGAGAUCCUGCUUCCUAGCACGAGUUUGCAGUAAAGUUUCUGACCCACUGCAGAGUUGCGUUCAUGUGCGAACCGUGCAGCCUGGAGUCUGAGUGCGUUUCUCCACCAUGCUACAUGAGCUGGGCGAUGGAGCCUACGAACUUCUACGACAGUAAACUGACAGGGGAUGGAAAAUGUCCCGAGGACAACAUCAGCAUGAUCACUACCACCACUAACAACAAUAACAACAGCAGCAGCAGCAGCAGCGUGGUGGAGCUGAGCAACGCGCCAGCCAUGUACGACGACGAAAGCGCGAUCGACUUCAGCGCGUACGUCGACUCCAUGACGUCUGCGCCCAACUUUGAACUGUGCAACGACGAGCUCUUUGCCGACCUCUUUAACAGCGCCGUGAAGCAUGAGAAGUCCGAGUUCUACCACCAGCUGUCUGCGUUCAGCGCCUCCAAGGACUCGAGCUACUCGAUCAAGCAGGAAACCGACUGGAGCGACAGCGACGCGCCGUCGUCCCUCCCGUCGCAGAUCGAGACGUGCGCACAGACGUCGGUGAGCAUCCACACGGGACAGCCGACUCCCCCGAGCACGCCCGAGCACUCGUCUUCGUCUUCAUCCGCCAGCACUCCACGCAGGACACUCAAGGAUAAGAGCAAGAAAUCUGUGGACAGGUUGAGUCCGGAGUACCGGCAGCGCCGAGAGCGGAAUAACAUCGCCGUUCGGAAAAGCAGAGACAAGGCGAAAAGACGCAAUAUGGAAAUGCAACAGAAGCUGUUGGAACUGAACACAGAGAACGAGCGGCUGCACAAAACCAUAGAGCAGCUCACCCGCGAGCUCUCCAGCCUCAGAAACGUCUUCAAACACCGCGGUGCCACCAACAACCGGUGAUCCAUCACCACCACCACCACCAACACCAUCAAGCCAAUGUCUUUUUUUUUUUUACUUAUUAUUUUUAUUUUUUUUGGAAAACAUACCUCACCUGAACUCAAUAUUGUCGAUAAUAUUAUGUGAAUGUUGUACCUUUUUGUUUUUUUUUUUGUAUUCUAAAUUAUUACAGAAAAAAAGUCAUAUAUAUGGUACAUGUUUCAUAAUUCCAUACUUUGUAUUCAAAAGUGAAAAUUUUAUAUAAAGUCUGUAAAAAAAAUACAAAAACUGGAAUUUUGAUAGAAAUAAAAUGAAAUGAGCUUAAA
Tachysurus vachellii is the source of this 1257-nucleotide messenger RNA. It is a transcript of the gene cebpd, whose product is annotated as CCAAT enhancer binding protein delta. The record is from RefSeq and is a predicted model, not a curated record. Gene Ontology annotation, biological process: regulation of transcription by RNA polymerase II; DNA-templated transcription; regulation of cell differentiation. The transcript has a single exon. Gene Ontology annotation, molecular function: RNA polymerase II cis-regulatory region sequence-specific DNA binding; DNA-binding transcription factor activity, RNA polymerase II-specific. NCBI's taxonomy places the organism in Eukaryota, Metazoa, Chordata, Actinopteri, Siluriformes, Bagridae. Bases 143 to 955 code for a protein of 270 amino acids.